AUAUUUACCUUCGACUAUUGUAGUGAAUUCGUUGGAAGCCUGGGUGUGAGAUGCGUGCCGUUAAUGCCAUUCAUUCACUACACUGUUGAAUCACUGCAGAGGUAAAGGAAGUCAAGCUGGAGAAGGAACACACUGGGGAUUUAUCGUGUAAUAUUACCAGUAAGAUUUAUCACUCGCACCGUGGUGAUCACACGACCCGCAAGCCUGCGCCGGGCACAACAGGAAAAUCAAAACAGAAGUACAUAGCACGCCCACUUCAUGAUGUCAUUUUGAUAGUGUGAGCUGCUCAUACAUGGUAAACCUCAGCGGCCCCCCCCCAUGUCAAUGCCUAAAAUUAACUCCGGCAACAGCUGAGCUCCAGCAUUCUCUUUCUCUCCGUCUCUGUCUCUUCUUUCUCUCCCGCACUCUCUGUCCCUGUCGCUUGCUUUAAACAUGACGCGGUUUAGUUAUGCAGAAUAUCUCUCGUUGUUCCGUUCCAGUGGAGUGAAGAGUCACCAGCAGGGUUUUGACAGCGGAGCGCGGUGCGAGGACCCCAGUGACGUCACGGCAGCCCCAUCACAGGAGCCCAUAAUGCUGGCAGUUAGGAGAGGUAAUGUCCAGACCGUGACUGAACUAGCAACAUCAAUAUCAUGCAUCCAAACCCGUAAUGCAGUGGAAGACUGGACAGCCCUACAUGAAGCGGCUUAUUAUGGGCAGGCUGCCUGUGUAAAAGCUCUACUUAAAGUUAAACCCACUUCAGUAGAUAAGCGUACUCUCCAGGAGCAGACUGCUCUUCUAAUUGCAACUGAUGGGAAGCACCUGGAGUGUGUAAAGUUUCUUCUGGAGGCAGGUGCAGACCCAGAUAUCAGCAAUAAAAGCAAAGAGACACCACUUUAUAAAGCUUGUGAAAAAGAGAGCAUUGACAUUGUGAGGCUGAUCCUAGCAUUUGGAGGCUCAGUAAACCAGCGCUGCCAUCGUGGCUGGACAGCUCUCCAUGAAGCAGUGAGACGGGGGAACACACAGCUCUGUGAGGCUCUCCUGCAGGCCGGAGCUGCCAUUGAAGCCACCAACUCUUACGGUAUCACUCCACUCAUAGAGGCAGCUCGGCAUGGCAGGACAAAGAUGGUGAACUACCUCAUUAGUAAAGGUGCUGGCGUGAACCUACAGUCAUGUGAAGGGACUACUGCUCUGAGUGAAGCCUGUAAACAUGGUCAUAGAGACACAGUGGACUUUUUGCUCAGACACCAUGCAGAUGCCAACAAAGGCUCCAAAACUGGACUUCUGCCUUUGCACAUUGCUGCCCAGCAUGGCCAUGAAGAGAUUGUAUCAUUACUGCUGCCUGUCACUAGUCGUGCAAAAAUACGACAAAGUGGCAUCACUCCUCUUCAUCUGGCAGCUGAGUUCAACCAAGAAAAAGUUGUCAGCUUCUUGAUCAAGUCAGGCUGUGAUGUUAAUGCAAGUCUGUCCCACGAACGCUCAUCAAUGUUCCAUGACCAACGCAGCACAGCUCUGUACUGCGCUGUCACAGCUGGUAAUGGAGAGGUUGUGGACUUGUUGCUCAAGGCUGGUGCAAACCCCAAUCUGGACCCCCUCAGCCCACUGCUAGUCGCACUACGACACGGCUGUUUUAGGACUAUAACUACACUAGUGGAACAUGGAGCAGAUGUUAAUGCUCAUGUACCAGCUCAUCCCACUGAUUUUCCAGGAGUGCUGUUAUAUAUGCAUAGCAUGGGAAUUUUACAGUAUCUGUUGGACAAUGGAUGUGAGGCACAGGAAUGUUUCAGGUGUGACCAUACAGACAGCAGGCAACUUGCUAGCCAAAGCAGAAUGGAGGACACAGACCAGACGACUCACUCAGUGACAGGAAAUGCAUUUCCAUCACAAACAAUCUGUACUGAAUCAACAACCAGAAAUCUACAGUUUUGUGAGUGGAUUUCCUCUGUGAGUCAUAUGGCCGCACCUCUGAUCACCUUGCUACUGGAUUAUGUUGGAAAUGUCCAGCUGUGUUGCAGAGUCAUUGAACUAUUCAAAAGCAAAAAAGAAUGGGCUGCCAUUAAGGAAAAAGCAUCAUCACCUCGUCCACUGAUGCAUCUGUGCAGGCUGAAGGUUCGAGAGCAAGUUGGUGCCCAGAGACUGACAUCUCUAAAUACUCUUCCAAUACCGGGCAGACUGCUCCACUAUCUGUGUUGUUCACAGGACAACACUACAGAAUAUACAGUCCUAAAGCUCACGUCAACUCACACAUAAAUUGCAAGUUAUUUGAGAUUUCUAUUCUAACUUUGUUUGGACAGUUUGUGUCAGUUGUGCUUUUUGUGGUUGUGCACACAGUUUUAUCUAUUUAUAAGAAGAGAUGAGAGAUCACAUUUGAGGUACUUCAAAUUUAUGAUGAAUACUUAUAAUAGGUAUACAAUUACAAUUAACCAUUAUCCACAACAUAGCCAAAAUG
Ictalurus furcatus (blue catfish) is the source of this 2425-nucleotide messenger RNA. RefSeq names its product ankyrin repeat and SOCS box containing 2b (gene asb2b). The record is from RefSeq and is a predicted model, not a curated record. Gene Ontology annotation, cellular component: ciliary inversin compartment. Gene Ontology annotation, biological process: protein localization to ciliary inversin compartment; intracellular signal transduction. Bases 433 to 2226 code for a protein of 597 amino acids. The transcript has 8 exons. NCBI's taxonomy places the organism in Eukaryota, Metazoa, Chordata, Actinopteri, Siluriformes, Ictaluridae. Gene Ontology annotation, molecular function: protein binding.